GAGGUCGGGCGGCUGGCGCGCUGGAGCGCGGCCGCAGGCGGCCGGAACCACCCCGCGCAGCUCGCCGUUCUGCUGCGCGGGCUGUCCCUGCUGCGGCACGGCGGCAGGCUGGUUUACUCCACGUGCUCGAUGAACCCGCUGGAGGACGAGGCCGUGGUGCGGGCGGCGCUGUUGGCAGUAGGCGAGCCGCGGCGGGGCCGCCUGCGGCUGGUGCCCGCCGACCUCGCUCUGCCGCGGGCUGUCGCGCGGGCGCGCCCGGUCUGCUCGCGUGGCGCGCGCCGGGCCCCGACUUCGGCAGCUCGGGCGGCAGCUUCGGCUCGCUGGAGGAGGUGCCCGAGCACCUGCGGGCGGACUACCCG
Messenger RNA from Prorocentrum cordatum, 359 nucleotides. The record is from the annotation of a GenBank genome assembly. Lineage: Eukaryota; Dinophyceae; Prorocentrales; Prorocentraceae.